AUGGCAGACACAGCCAACCCGUGUGAUGUUGGCACCGAGCGAUCUGAGCUCGAAAAGGCCUGGCCGAGCUUCGAUUUCUCGCAGCUAGAUCCAGUCUACCCCCAGAAGACGGGCUUAUAUGGGCCGGCAGAGGAGACGAUUCGGAAGAGAGCAGCGGUUGCGAGACAGUGGCUUGCUGAGCAAUCGGACCAAUGUAUCGUUGUUGUCACCCACUCAGGGUUUCUGAACAGACUGGUAGAAGGUCCAAGGUUCAGGAAUGUCGAAUACCGAACCUACCAGAUAGAGAAGAAUGGUCCGGGCGAGGUUGUCUUGGUUCAGUUGGAAGCACUGAGCAAGGAUAUACCAGCAAGAAAAUCAUGA
This is a messenger RNA of Xylaria bambusicola, 360 nucleotides long. RefSeq lists its product as uncharacterized. The record is from RefSeq and is a predicted model, not a curated record. The coding region runs from base 1 to 360 and encodes 119 amino acids. The transcript is spliced from 2 exons. NCBI's taxonomy places the organism in Eukaryota, Fungi, Ascomycota, Sordariomycetes, Xylariales, Xylariaceae.